AUGGCCGGGGCCCGUUUGGCCCGCUGGGCCUCGCUGCUCGUCCUCGUCUCCGCCACGGUGGUGCUCGACCGUCCCGACUCGGAGUACCAGGCGGUGUGCUGGGGUGAGGAGGGGAAGAAGGGCUUGGAGUCCGCGCAGAUGUUGACCGUUCGGGCCGUGUUCUACGAGCCGCGGCCUGUGGGGUUGAACCCCAGCAAGGACAACGACCUCUACACCUCUGCGUUCAGAAACAUGCACGAGAGGGAUCUCUACAUUAUGCGGAGGAUUCUGAAGGCCAACGCGGUGCGACUGGCACCGUGGGAUCCAGCUCAGGAUCACUCGGGUUUCCUGAAGCUUUGUCAAAAAUAUGGCUUGUAUGUCAUUCCCUCGUUCGACUUGAGCUUCUUCCUCAGCGAGAGUGCGAGGCUGACGACAGCCUUUGGCUUGCGGGCCAAGGAGGUUUGGGAAGGAUUUCAGAAGUUCAUGGUGCAGGCGCUGCAGGAUGCCGAGAAGAUGGAAGGGCUCAUUCUCAUGUGGAGCGUCAACUUCGGGCCCAAUCUGAAUGAAACCACGGACGAGGGGCCGCGGUCGCCGGCCGCCACCUCCCUGAUUCGCGACGAGUAUUUUGAGCUUUUGCGUGCCGUGCGUGAAGCGCAGUGGGUCCAGGAGUGUGGGUCUUCCAGACUCUCAUGCCCACAGAAGCGCUUCAAGCGACCCUUAGGCAUUCCGCUCCUGCUGGAUUCUGUCUUACGCUUAGACAAUGUGGGCUGGUACAUCGGCUUCGCAGAGACAAUCUGGGGAACCUGGCCCACUGACGAGCUCUCCUUAGCCAUCAACGAAUGCUCCUUCAAUCAGCUGCGCCCCUUGGGGGCCUUCGAUGUGUGGAUUGCAGAAGCCCAGCCGCCCACGGGCAGGUUGGGUCAAAAGGAGCUCCUAGGUCAGCUCUCUUACUUUAAUGCGACAGUUGGCGAUAGUGACAGCGGCUAUGAGUGGAAGGAUUUGUCCACCCAAACCCUGCAGAACCCUGAGGGUGCCACUUUAUGCAAAGGAUGCACCUACCCGACGCAAAAGCUGGUCUUGGCGCAGUACGGCUUCGCCGCUGAGGCGCCCCUCUAUGGCUCGGCCACAGAGUCUGUCGACCCAGCUUUGCAGCAGAGGCUCACAGGCGAAGUCUACGCGGAGGUCCUGAACUCCAGUAGCUGUGCCGAGGGCGGAUUCAUCAUCGACGAGUGGGUGGAUGAUUGGGGCCGGUCGGUGAAGAGAGGCUGUCCGGGCAGUGUCUUUCAGCACCCUCACCAGGGACCUUGCGAUGAAGUGCGGCCAGGGCGCACCAUCAACCAGGAGUGGUUUGGCCUAAAUGGUCAGUACACCUUCCUGAGCUUCCACUGCCUUGAUCCGCGCUAUCAUCGAGAGCAUCCCACCAAGGGUUCCACUAUCGGGUCAUUGGGUUUUCGCUUCGAACAAAUGAUUGACCCUGAAUCAGCGGAAGAGAUGAUUUGGAAGCAGUUGCCUGGAGGCUAUUGUGCCGUCAUGCAUGAGAGCUGGUGGCUUCUCCUUCUCAACGUCGGCUUACUGUUGUGUGGUGCCUGCCUGGAGAUCUUCUACUUGUGUCACUGUUGUUGCUUCCGCAAAUCUGGGCGCCCGAAUGUGAGCCGACCCUUGGGGCGUCUUCAACAGGCUGGCAAUGGCCUACUGGAUGCCGAGUGCGGCGAAGGAAGGGAUGUCAUCUCCCUGGAGUUGGGCUGUGUCGCGGCUGCGCCCAACGGCUUCGAGGUGGCAACUGCACAGGCAGAGGUCUUCAUUCCGCUGCCCAUGCAGAUCGUGGGGGAAGCCAAUGUACAGGGUGUGACGUCUGUCUUGAGCCGUGUGUGGCGCCGCUGUCGGCUCGAAGCUCAUGGGUAUUCCUUCCAAAGGAAGGACAUGGGCUGUGGAGCCUCCAUUGCGCCGGAGGCAGCCAGUUCCUGCCUCUCCGGUGAUGGGCAGCCCCAAGGGCCGCCUGAAGGGUCGGGCAUUCCGCCAGCACAAAACGCUUCAGAGGUCUCUCCUGAGGAGAACUGGGCCUGGAGUAAGACGGUCUUGGAACGAUUUACUGUGCAAGGCACUGAUGUCUUGGGGGUCGGGAACUUCAGCGUGGUCAGGAGAGGUGUUGAGAUCUCGACCGGAAAGGCGGUGGCAGUGAAGGCGCUGAAAGCGUGCGACCAGGCGAAGUUUCGACGGGAGGUCUUCUUGUUCGAGGCGCUCUUUCUGGUUCCGAGGGAGCUUUCCUCGGUCAGUCCGAGGAGCAGAUAUCAGACAUCACCCACAGUGCUGAUGGGCACGGAGGAGUAUGGACAAAGAGGCCUGGCCUCGAAGCCUCAGGAGUUCUUCGUGGAGCUUUUGGCGCAUUCAGACUUGACGGCUUCGGAGGAGAUGUGGAGUGUCCUGGAGCUUGGCACCUUCACCCUUCAUGAUUUGAUCCUGGCUGCGAAGGAUGCGGCCAGGGACAAGAAACUGCAUUGCUUGCAGAAGGAGGAGCAGUUGACACGAGCUUUGCAUCACAUAACAGCUGCCUUGGCCUUUCUGCACAGUCGCUUUUUCGUCCACGGGGACUUGAAGCCUCAGAACGUGAUGUGGUUCGAAACCUUGGGUCGUUGGAAGCUGAUUGACAUGGAUGGGCUGCGCGUACCUUCCGAACUGGUCGACAUGAGGGACGCCGACUUCUAUACUGCCAUCUAUGCUGCACCGGAGCUGGCUGCAGCAGUGGCGGAGGAGGGUCCUUUGAGGCUUUCGCGGAGUUUGGAUAUUUGGGCUGGAGGACUUUGUGUGCUUGAGAUGAAGCUCUUCAAACCCUUACUGCAAGAGAAGUUUGAGCACUUUUGCACUGCAAGUGCGGAUGGAGAAGGUUUGAUGGACUUUUUUCGAUGGUUGGGCUCGGUGGACGAUCCCAUCGAGGAGACGAGCGCAGUGAGCGCAGUGGUGAGUGACUCGGAGGUUCUCCAAGUGGUGUGCAGGACCAUGCUGCUGGUGAAUCCCUUGGAGCGCUUUUCCCCAGCACGGCUGUUGGAAGAUCCAGGCUUUCUGCGCUUGGCGGGAACUGAGGAGCCAGUACAGCUGGAGCCUCCCAAGGCACCGGUGGCGGCGAAGCCAAAAACGGCCUGGCAGCUCUUCCAAGAAGCACAUCGUCCAGAGGUGGAGGAGCAGGGUUUGCGAGGAGCCAAGGCCUUGCAGGAGUUACACCGGCGUUGGAAGGCACUGCAAGCGGAGGGAGGCGAAGAGCUGCAGAGCCUUUUAGCCCGUGAAGCGGAACUGAGGGAGAAACCCUUGUUGUGA
Molecule: messenger RNA, 3288 nt
Organism: Durusdinium trenchii
Lineage: Eukaryota; Dinophyceae; Suessiales; Symbiodiniaceae
Source: the annotation of a GenBank genome assembly